Molecule: messenger RNA, 2032 nt
Organism: Boleophthalmus pectinirostris (great blue-spotted mudskipper)
Lineage: Eukaryota; Metazoa; Chordata; Actinopteri; Gobiiformes; Gobiidae
Gene: oatx
Product: organic anion transporter X
Exons: 16
Coding region: 153-1898 (581 amino acids)
Biological process (GO): transmembrane transport
Cellular component (GO): membrane
Molecular function (GO): transmembrane transporter activity
Source: RefSeq, a predicted model, not a curated record
CGGUCCUGCUCCAUCUGCUCUCGAAGCUCGUUUCUCCUCCGGACCGAGCCGCGACUCGGACAUGAGCCCGACCUGAAGCGGCAAAAGACCUGAAGCACAGAACGACCUGAAGCACAGAACGACCUGAAGCAGAACCAGACUGAAGAGUGAAGAUGGGCUUUUCAGAGCUGCUGGACGAGGUGGGUGGUUUCGGUCGGUACCAGUUGGUCCACGUGAUCCUGAUCAGUUGUCCUGGUCUGUUCAUGGCCGGACAGAACCUCCUCAACAACUUUGUGUCUGGGAUCCCCGAGCACCACUGCAGCAUCAGCGCCAACUUCAGCGCCAACGCCAGCGCCAUCGGGCACGUCUCACAGCUGUACCCUGAGACCUGGCUGAAGGCCUUCAUCCCCAUGGACCCUUCUGGAGAGAGGCUGGAUCGCUGUCGGAGGUACGUGGUCCCUCAGUGGGAUCUUCUGACAGCCAACGCCUCCCUGAACUCCAGCGAGCCUGAGACGGAGAGCUGCGUGGACGGAUGGACCUACCAGAGCACGGAGUUCAUCGCCACCACCGUCUCUGAGUGGGGUCUGGUCUGCUCCUGGAUGCCGCUCAGACAGAUGAUCCAGACCAUCUACAUGGGAGGGGUCCUCACCGGGGCCAUCGUCUUCGGGGGGCUCUCAGACAAGUUUGGGCGGAAGUUGAUCCUUAUUUGGUCAAACCUGCAGCUGGCGGUGUUGGGCUGCGUCUGCGCUCUGUCUCCGUCUUACUCCACCUACUGCAUCCUCCGCUUCCUCAGCGGCAUGGCCGUGUCCGGAAUCAUCAUCAACGGAGUCUCACUCAAGGUGGAGUGGAUCCCGACAAAGCAGCGGACGAUCGUGGGGACCCUGUCGUCCUUCUUCUUCACGGUGGGGCAGUUGGUGCUGGCGGGUUUGGCCUACUGGCUCAGGGACUGGAGGAAGCUGCAAGUCGCCGUCUGUCUGCCUCAUUUCCUUUUCUUCGCCUGGGCCUGGUGGUACAGUGAGUCGGCGCGUUGGCUCAUAUUCAACAGACGCACAGAAGACGCUCUGAAGUCUCUGCAGCGCGUGGCAAGAUUCAACGGCAAAAAGGAGAUGGCCCAGAAGCUCACGGUGCAGAUGUUGGAGGAUCACAUGAAGAAGGAGAUGGAGUCGCAGAAGACCACGCACAUGGCUGCGGACCUGGUCCGGACCAGAGUCAUGCGUCGGAUCUCAGUGUGUAUGGUGAUCAUCUGGUUCGCCACGUCCUUCGCCUAUUACGGCAUCGCCAUGGACCUGCAGAAGUUUGGGGUGAGCAUCUACCUGAUCCAGGUGAUCUUCUGUGCCGUGGACUUCCCGGCCAAGUUCCUGGCUCUGGGCAUGCUCAGUGUGGUGGGGCGGAGGAUCACUCAGGGCACCUGUCUGUUCGUGUCGGCAUUCGUCAUCUUCGCCAACAUCCUGGUGCCCAGAGAGAUGCAGACGCUCAGGACGAGUCUGGCCUGUUUAGGAAAAGGCCUCAUGUCGGCCUCCUUCACCACCGUCUACCUGUACACUGGAGAACUCUACCCCACCACCAUCAGGCAGACGGGGAUGGGGCUGACGUCCACCAUGGCCCGAGUGGGGAGUAUGGCGGCUCCGGCAGUGCUCAUCCUGAACGAGGUGUUUCCGUCCCUGCCCAGUCUGAUCUAUGGAGGGGCCGCGCUCGCCGCCAGUGGAUUCGCCCUUUUUCUCCCAGAGACACUGAACGUUCACCUGCCGGACACAAUCACUGAGGUCGAGGAGAAAUGGUCUCGACGAGGCCCCGCCCACGGCCACCCAAAAGAGGGCGUGCCUCUCAAUGACGUCAUGAAGGUGGUGGGCGUGUCCAAGGAGCUGCUGCCUUUAAAGGAGAUGAAGGAAGUGGAGAGGGCGGGGCUUAAUGCACUCUGACCGUAGAGCCCCGCCCCCAAACCCGACAUUUUACUGCGUCUAAUAUUUACUACUGUUUGUGUUUAUGUGAAGUGUUAGAACAGAAACAUGAUCGUUUUAUUAUGAAGUUAAUUCAUUAAAGUUGUACUAUGGAA